AUUUCCAGUUUGCAUCCACCAAAUACCCUCGAAUCACAUUUGAUGUUUGCUAUUGUUUUGAUUUCCCUCGGACGUUUCGAGAAGUUUUAGGUUUCGCCAGGAGUUGGACGUUUCUUUAGGUGUAUGAUAUUCCGAGGAGGUCCUCUGUUGGGGUUCUUUAUAAUAAGAAGAAUGGGAGCGCACCUGAGUAGUCCUAGGACUGACAAAACCUCGGCAUUUGGAGGUGAUUUGGCCAAGGAUUCGACCCAAUUUGGAUGUACUUCGAUGCAAGGAUGGAGAGUCUCCAUGGAAGAUGCCCAUUUGGCGAUUCCCGAUUUCAUCAAGCAUAAAAAUGGAAGCAUAGGAUUGUAUGGUGUGUUUGACGGCCACGGAGGUCACUAUGUGAGUACCUGGUGUUCAAAGCACUUUCAUGACUUGUUUCGUGAUGAGCUUCAGGCCCAUCCAGAUAUGCCAAUUGAUAUAAAUGUCGAGCCGCGCAUGCCAGUUGAAAAAUGCGUUGCGGAAUCGCUCCAAUCUGCGUUUUUACGUGUAGAUGAAGAGCUUUUAAAGCCUGAAAUCGAGGCUGAGUUAAAGAGCUACUAUAAACCAGUAGACAAGGCUGAGGUCCCUGGAACCUGUAUGGACUCCAGUGACAUUUUAAAGGUUCUUUUGCCAAACAAACGUUCCACCAGGGAAGCGCUUAAAAUUUUGGAAGCCAUCAAGAAUCCCGAAGGUUUGGACCAGCAGUGUAGAAGCAUACCGAUUGAAUCUGAGGAUGUGACUAUGGAUGCAGUAGGCGGAGAGGAGGAACGUGCACACUAUGCUAGCAUGAUUCAAGAGGUGUGCGUAGAUUCUGGAAAUUAUGGCCGAGAGGGUGUCUCUGAAUUCUCCUUUGAAUACGCAAAGGGAGACAUGUCCGCUUAUAGCGAUGAACUGGAUGACAUUUCUCCUGAAGACUCUAUUGAUGCCAUUAUGGAGGAACCAUAUGGAGAAGCUAUUGCGCAUGGUUGCGGAGCUGCCUCCGUUGUUUUAGCUGUUACUCCCGGUCCAAAUCCAUGUCUUGUCGCUGCAAAUGCCGGUGACUCUCGUGUAAUUUUAUGCAGAGCCGGAAAGGCUAUACCUCUAUCGCAUGACCAUAAACCUGGGCUCCCAGAAGAAUCUGAACGUAUAAGGAGAGCUGGUGGGUCUGUUACCAAUGGGAGAGUUGAUGGGAAUCUCAAUCUCUCCCGUGCAAUUGGAGAUUUAUCCUUCAAGCAAGAUCACACUCUCAAGCCAGAGGAGCAACGAAUUUCUGCUUUCCCAGAUGUAAGGAUAUGUCCAAUUAGCAAGGAAGAUGACUUUGUCAUUCUAGCAUGCGAUGGGAUUUGGGAUUGUAAGACAAAUCAAGAGGUUGUAGAUUUUGUGAGAGAACGUAUUAACUCUGCAAAGGAGAAAAAUGCCUAUGAUGGUUCUACACUUUCAAAAAUCUGCGAAGAAUUAUGCGACGCUUGUGUCUCAAAAAAUCCAAGCGAAUCUGAAGGUAUUGGAUGCGACAAUAUGACUGUUAUUAUUGUUAAACUUGGGGACUCCAUUCUUGAUAAUAAAAAUGUGGAUCAUACUGUGACAAUGUAUAGACGACCAUUGGGUAGUCUUUAAUAUUCGGAGCACCAAGGAAAAUGGAAGCUCUAGACAAAUUCGGAUUACACACACAAAGUGUACACACUAUACACUAGGAUAGUUUAGACACAUGUAAGCCCUCGUGUCAUUUGGGCAUGUCUUUAGACAGCAUGUGUGCAAUGGUGUAAAUGUGCAUAAUGGCACAUUGGCGUCGCAAUUGCAGACGCUGUAUUUCAAUUGUUAAUGUACGU
Molecule: messenger RNA, 1826 nt
Organism: Theileria equi strain WA
Lineage: Eukaryota; Apicomplexa; Aconoidasida; Piroplasmida; Theileriidae
Product: protein phosphatase 2C, putative
Exons: 2
Coding region: 124-1614 (496 amino acids)
Biological process (GO): protein dephosphorylation
Molecular function (GO): cation binding; protein serine/threonine phosphatase activity
Source: RefSeq, a predicted model, not a curated record